This is a messenger RNA of Anguilla rostrata (American eel), 6555 nucleotides long. It is a transcript of the gene nsd2, whose product is annotated as nuclear receptor binding SET domain protein 2. The transcript is spliced from 23 exons. Gene Ontology annotation, molecular function: protein binding; histone methyltransferase activity. The coding region runs from base 318 to 4658 and encodes 1446 amino acids. The record is from RefSeq and is a predicted model, not a curated record. NCBI's taxonomy places the organism in Eukaryota, Metazoa, Chordata, Actinopteri, Anguilliformes, Anguillidae. Gene Ontology annotation, cellular component: nucleus.
GGGUUAGUCAUUCAGUGGUAGCCAGCCAGCUAACGUCCCAGUCACACAGUGAGCAAUUUACUUGAAAUGUGCAAUUUGGAUUGGAAUUUAUCGACAUAUAUAUACAUUUAAUUAGGGGCACGGAUGAAUCAUUUGGUAACUUCUGAUUUGUUAUAGUUUGGCCUUUUAACAAUGAACUAAAUAAUGUUACCUAUGGGAAUUAGUAUUUGUUUGCUAUUGGAAACGAUAUUCUUAGUUAGCUAGGGAGCUAACAAUUCAUACGGUAGCUUUACGGCUUCUGUCUCAAGUAAGCCAGGCUACGCUAAACGCAUUGCUGAAUGAGUGUGGACACGGUGGGGUCGAAUGCCAUGGACUGCAAAGGGUGCUCCCUGCCUGUGAUGCCCGAGCCCCUGAACCCCGUCAGCAUGAAGCCGCCGCCGCCCCCCGAGCCGCUGGGGGGCCGCAAGGGCCGCGCGGACAAGAGCACGGACCCCGCCCCCCUGAGGAGCGACCCCGCCCUGCUGAUGGACGAGGCCGCCGCCCACCUGGCCGUCACCCUGCAGGACACGGUGCUGCAGAAGAUGGGCGGCCAGCACGGCCACGAGCGGCUGAAGGACCUGACGUCACGCGUGCUCAACGGCGAGCAGGACAAGCCCGCCAAGCUGUGCGUGGCCGAGGGGCCCCUCCUGAAGGGGGCCGACGCGCCCCCGCUGCCGCCCCCCAGCCCGCGCCGCAAGAGCAGCUCCCCCGAGCUCAAGCUGAAGAUCACCAAGCUGGUGCCCAACGGCAGGCCGCUCUUCGAGCCCCCGCGCUUCCCCGAGGGGGGCGGGGACCGGCCGGAGCCCACCGGCACCCCCGGCAAGGCCAGGGAGAGGAAGAGGAAGAGGAAGGCGCCCGUGAAGGCCAAGCCCAAGCCCCGCCUCCUCGCCGGUCCCGCGGUGUCUCCGGUGAAGGGGGUGCCAGAGGACGCGAGCGCCGCGGUGCUGGACAAGGUGUGCCAGGAGGAGGCGGAGCCUGUGGCGCAGGUGAAGGAGGCGGAGCCUGUGGCGCAGGUGAAGGAGGAGGAGCCUGUGGCGCAGGUGAAGGAGGAGGAGCCGCAGCCGCAGGUGCGCUUCGCCGUGGGGGACCUGGUGUGGACCAAGGUGUCCGGCUACCCCUGGUGGCCCUGCAUGGUGACGGAGGACCCGGCGCUCGCCAAACACGUCAAACCGAAAGCGGUGAUCAGCCGGACCGUCCUGCUGUACCACGUGCAGUACUUCGGGGACACGCCGGAGCGCGGCUACGUUUCGGAGAAGAGCAUGGCGCCCUUCAGGGGCGAGGAGCAGUACCAGGAACUGCACCGGGGCAGCACCAAGCAGGCCGUCUCCAGCAACCGCAGGAAGACGUUGAGCUCCGGUCCCCACCGGCUGCGUGGGCAGUGGAACACGGGCGUCUCCCAGGCAACGCGAGCGGCCAUCAUGGGGCUGGAGGAGCGCUUGGCCAAGUUUACCUUCACCUACACCAGCGGGCAGCCGCACCUCAACCCCCACGUGCAGGGGGAGCUGGAGCCGGGACCGGGCAGGGCGUCCGACCAGAGCAGCCCCCCCGCGGACCGCACAGACCCCGCCCUCCCCCUUCAAAACGGCAGCACUUCUCAGGCCAAAAAGACUGCUCUGAAAAAGACUCCAAACAGCACAAAGCCUGCGGGGAAGGGGAGGAGACUGCUGCCGCUCGCCAAAGGCAAGCCCACAGCCGCUAAACCCAGCACGGAGAAGCAGAUGAAGCAGACUGCGCAGCCGAAGCAGCCCGCACAGACAAAGCAGUCAGCGCAGACGAAGCAGCAGACAAAGCAGCCCACGCAGACGAAGCAGCCCGCUCGGUCGAAGCAGCCAGCGCGGACGAAGCAGUCAGCGCAGACGAAGCAGCAGCCAGCGCAGACAAAGCAGCCCACGCAGACGAAGCAGCCAGCGCAGACGAAGCAGCAGCCAGCGCAGACGAAGCAGCAGCCAGCGCAGCCAAAGCAGUCCGCGCAGACGAAUCAGCCUGUGCAGCUUCCCUCACAGACCCCCUCUGCUGCCCUCCUGGGAGAGGAGCUGCAGAAGCCCCGCCCCCUGUGUGACAGUGGGCUACUGAAGACCACCCAGCUGGUAGUUCGCCUGACAGGACUUCCUGCUUCCACCACCCCGGCCAAGAAACCUGUACGGUCCAAACCCCUCCCUACGAAGGAAAGGACAAAGGAAAAUACGAAGUCUGAUUUGAAAGGACAGAAAAAGGCGGGGGUGCAGAAGAGACUUCCUAAAAGGCCACUGAGCGAGCCGGAGGAGGACGAGCGUCCCAAAAAAAGGAUCAAGUCCGAUUCCACCACUGCGGUGAAGAGAAAGUCGAGAACGAAAUCCGCCGCGGAGAGGAAGACCGCGUCCUCGGCGUCCCCGGCGACCACCUCCGAGUCGAAGCCACUGAAGAAGAGGCGGCGGGCGCCAGGUGCGCAGUCUCCCGAUCCAGCACCCAGGAAACGGCGUACCCCGCCCUGCCCGGAGCCUGAGGUGUGCGAGUCGCGGGCGGAGUCCCCCAGUGACAGCACCGACGAAACGCACGCCUCCAAGAAAGGCGAACGCAACGGCGCCGCCAAGAAGGAGAACGUUUGCCCCGUGUGUGAGGAGGCUGGUGACGCCCUGCUGCCUUGUGAGGGCCAGUGCUGCGGAACCUUCCACCUGCAGUGCCUGGGGCUCACCUGCAGGCCCCAGGGCAAGCUGCUGUGCCAGGAGUGCAGCUCAGGGCUGCACUCGUGCUUCUCCUGUAAGCAGUGUGAGGGGGAGCUGAGGCGCUGCAUGGUGCAGCAGUGCGGGAAGUUCUACCACGAGGCCUGCGCCCGGCUCAGCGCGCUCGCCGUCUUCGAGGCCAAAGGCUUCCGCUGCCCGCUGCACGCCUGCCUGUCCUGCCACUACAGCACCCGCUCCCGGCCCAAGGCCAGCAAAGGUAAGCUGACGCGGUGUGUCAGGUGUCCAGUGGCCUAUCACGCCGGGGAGCUUUGCGUUGCCGCGGGGAGCGAGACGCUCACCUCCAGCGCCAUCGUGUGCACCAGCCACUUCUCCGCCAAGAAGGGCUACAGCCACCACUCCCACGUCAACGUCAGCUGGUGCUUCGUCUGCUCCAAAGGGGGCAGUCUGCUGUGCUGCGAGUCCUGUCCUGCGGCCUUCCACCCAGACUGCCUCAACAUCGCCAUGCCUGACGGCAGCUGGUACUGCAACGACUGCAGGGCUGGCAAGAAGCCCAAGUACCGGGACAUCAUCUGGGUCAAGCUGGGCAACUACAGGUGGUGGCCUGCGGAGAUCAGACACCCCCGCAACAUCCCCUCCAACAUCCAGCACCUGCGGCACGAGAUCGGCGAGUUCCCUGUCUUCUUCUUCGGCUCCAAGGACUACUUCUGGACCCACCAGGGCCGCGUCUUCCCCUACAUGGAGGGCGACCGGGGCAGCAAGUACCAGAAGAACGGCAUCGGCAAGGUCUUCAAGAACGCGCUGCUGGAGGCGGAGUCUCGCUUCAGGGAGAUCAAGCAGGAGCGCGAGGCCAAGGAGGCGCAGGAGAACGACCGGAAGCCGCCGCCCUACAAGUACAUCAAGGUGAACAAGCCCUGCGGCCGGGUGCAGAUCUACACGGCGGACAUCUCUGAGAUCCCCAAGUGCAACUGCAAGCCCACGGACGAGAAGCCGUGCGGGUUCGAGUCGGAGUGCCUGAACCGCAUGCUGAUGUACGAGUGCCACCCCCAGGUGUGCCCGGCGGGCGAGCGCUGCCAGAACCAGGGCUUCACCAAGCGCCAGUACCCCGACACCAAGAUCAUCAAGACUGCCGGCAAGGGCUGGGGCCUGCUGGCUCUCAGGGACAUCAAGAAGGGCGAGUUCGUUAACGAGUACGUGGGCGAGCUGAUUGAUGAAGUGGAGUGCCGCGCCCGGAUCAAGUACGCCCAGGAGAACGACAUCACGCACUUCUACAUGCUGACCAUCGAUAAGGACCGAAUCAUCGACGCCGGCCCCAAAGGCAACUACUCGCGGUUCAUGAACCACAGCUGCCAGCCCAACUGCGAAACGCAGAAGUGGACCGUGAACGGGGACACGCGCGUGGGUCUGUUCGCCGUCUGUGACGUCCCUGCAGGCACUGAGCUCACCUUUAACUACAACCUGGACUGCCUGGGCAACGAGAAGACCGUGUGCCGCUGUGGAGCUCCCAACUGCAGCGGUUUCCUGGGAGACCGUCCCAAGAACUCCAGCCAGGCCUCGGAGGUGAAGAAGGUGAAGAAGAAGCCGAAGAAGCGCCGGCCUCGUAACGAGGGGAGGAAGCGCUCGGAGGACGAGUGUUUCCGCUGCGGCGACGGCGGCCAGCUGGUGCUCUGCGACAAGAAGAGCUGCACCAAGGCCUACCACCUGUCCUGCCUGGACCGCACCAAGCGGCCUUUCGGCCGAUGGGACUGCCCCUGGCAUCACUGUGACGUGUGCGGGAAGAACUCUGAGGUCUUCUGCCAGCUGUGCCCAAACUCCUUCUGCAAGGCCCACCAGGAGGGGGCGCUGCGGAUCUGGGCCCCCACGGGACAGUUGUGCUGCCAGGAGCACGAGGACAUGGAACUGCGCCCCAUUUUGGACCGGAGGGAGGCCGAGGUGCCCCUCAUGGACGGGCCCAGAGCGUCCAAGGGCUACAAGCGAUCUUAAAGAGGGACAGAGACUAACCGAACCCCUGCGUCCUGUGCACACUUCCCUGUACAGAAAUCAUGCAGAAAUCACCCACAAUUCCUUAGUACUGUACAGGUAACUUCAUUGUCAGGGAAGCCCAGUUGCCUUUGGAGUUCCACUUAGCCUUUGACAAAGGCCUGCUUUCUCUUUGUAAUUUAAAAAAAAAUUGCCUCUACACUGAUGAACAAAAUGUGUUAAGCACAUAAGUCGAAAUACACAACAGAGAAAACAACCUCAUGACUUACACAGCAUUACAGUGAGACUUGAAUUUUUUUCCACUUUUGUUUUGAGAAAGAUAAUUUUUUUAAAACGGUAGAGUUAUAUAUUGAAGACCAAAACUAUACGACUGGAAUAUUGUUAUAGAGUGACAGUUUGGCAACCAGUACCUGUUUUAGAAGUAAUAUCGUAAACACGAGGAAAGACACUAUUAGUAGCUCUUAACGACUUGUCUUUUUCAUGUUAUAGGUGUAGGUUGAAUUUAAUAGCUCAGUAAAUUUAUUUUGCCUUGUUUUGUAGCUUAUUUUUGAAUUGGCAUAAAUAUGGUAUGAUGAUUCUUACUGGGGGGGUUUGAAUCUACCAUUUUCAGAUGAGAACAUUAAAAGAGGAGUCAAACUGUGUGUGCAGUUGAAGGUGGGCUUGCUUGACGUUGGGUAGAAAUUUCAGCAGUGGGCUCAAGCAUUGUGUGUGGGUUUUGUGUUCAAAACACUGCAACCCGAUUUUUUUUUUAAAUUUUUCAUCAAACACCGUUGGCUGUCAAAUUUGAUACAAGCUUCUGCUGAAAUUUGAGCUGCAGUUUCUCCAGUCCGCUCUGUAAAGACUCUGCGUUUCUGUCUAGUGCUCUCCAGUGAAUUUGGGGCAGCUGCUCAGUAUUUGUUUCCCUUUACACUGUACAAUUAGCUGUACAUUUUAAAAUGUAGUAAUAUUGCAUUGAAAAGUAUAUAUAAUUUUUCUUAAUAAAGGGAUAAUGUACCAACAGUGCUUAGCAGUAAUACAAGCAGGUGGUUACUGGAAGCCUCCAACAUGGUGGCGUUUAAAUCUUACCUGGGUAGGAAGCACACGGACGCAAGAAGCUGAUCUCAACUUGAGAAGAGGACUUUGAGCCUUAAGUCAUGAAAGCGUUUUCAUGGUGAAACGUACUUUUACACUUUAUGAUUUUGGCCUUGAUCCAGGACCAGAACAGGUUGUUGUGGUUUUUUUUUCCAAGAAGCAGAGUGUUAUUUUUAUUUUCAUUUUUAAAUGGGAAUCUGGUCCCAUACACACUGUGGAAUACGAAUGUUAUGAAAACACUGAAAUGAUAGGAAGCUUUUUUUAUUACAUGCCAGACAGGUGAGAGAGUUUGAGCAUGUGAGUGGGCUUUACAACAGCCAGAACUGACUUCUGUACCACUGUGUAUUUUUAUUUUUUACAUUUCCCCCCCCCUUAAUGAGGUUUUUACUGAGGAUGUUUGGUUACCAAUAUGGCGUGUAGUCCAGUCAGCUGAAACCAGGAAGCAAAGGUACACAUUAACCCGUAGCAAUAGCGAUGAUAGUAUUUAUUAAGAUCAGUGAGACGCAGUGUGCCCCAAAGUUGAGUGUUAAAAUCUUUAAACCAAAAUAAAAGCAGUCGGGUGAAAUUCUGGAUUAAUCUGCUCCACUUCCUCGCUUGCUGUCUCCGUACGUUUAGAUGGGCCUUUUCUGAACUUCACAUUUUUAUACCUUUUUCAGUUACUGCCAACUGCAAGCAGAUUUUUUCACUACAUGUUAACCUGACUACCGGGAACAGUUAUACGUCAUUAUUGUGUCUCAAUCCUUGGAUUUUAGGCCUGAAUAACAAAUUCUAGCACUAGUUUUGUGUUUGAAAUCAUGAAUAAAAAUGGCUCUGCUCAAGGCAAAGUUGA